Messenger RNA from Megalops cyprinoides (Indo-Pacific tarpon), 1842 nucleotides. Its product is annotated as riboflavin kinase-like. Bases 40 to 507 code for a protein of 155 amino acids. Gene Ontology annotation, cellular component: mitochondrion. NCBI's taxonomy places the organism in Eukaryota, Metazoa, Chordata, Actinopteri, Elopiformes, Megalopidae. The transcript has 4 exons. Gene Ontology annotation, biological process: riboflavin biosynthetic process; FMN biosynthetic process. The record is from RefSeq and is a predicted model, not a curated record. Gene Ontology annotation, molecular function: riboflavin kinase activity.
CUAGCCAUAAUCAUAUCACUGAGGAUCUGUAUCGGCGUGAUGAAGAGUCUGCCUUUCUUUUGCCGGGGAAAAGUGAUCCGGGGCUUCGGCAGAGGCAGUAAGCAGCUUGCCAUCCCCACAGCCAACUUCCCGGACUCGGUGGUGGAGCACCUGCCUGCAGACAUCAGCACAGGGAUCUACUUUGGCUGGGCCUGCGUAGGGGGCAGCGACGUGCACAAGAUGGUCAUGAGCAUCGGCUGGAACCCUUACUACAAGAACACCAAGAAAUCCAUGGAAGCACACAUCAUUCACACAUUCAAGGAGGACUUCUACGGGGAGACUCUGAGUGUGGCCAUGGUGGGCUACAUCCGCCCAGAGAGGGGGUUUGACUCACUUGGUUCACUCAUUACGGCCAUCCGCAGUGACAUUGAGGAGGCCAAGAAGCGGCUGGACCUCCAUGAAUACAGCGAGCUGAGAGAGGACAACUUUUUUACAACAGAAACAAGCCAAAUAAUGAAUGGCCACUGAGCAGAGAGAGGACUACAACCCCCCCCCCCUCCCCCCGAAACACACACACACACACACACACACACACACACACACUUCUAAAGGGGCCAGGCAUUGAACGUCUGCUCUCAUGUACUGAAGACCUUUGUUAAUUUUUGAAAAAUGUAUAUACAUCAGUGUCCCACAGUGGAUGUUUUUCAUGUAUUUAUUUGAUUGUAACUUGGCCCUUAGUCUUACAAGGCAUUAUAAGGCCUGUGUUCAGCCUGGAUUUACAAGAACAAUCCACUUGGCACUUGGUGACUGUGAAUUUACUAAAGUUUAGAUUAGAUUUGAUACUCCAAAUAUGGGUGUAGAUGGUCUGAGGACGUUUUAGUCAUUUUUCAGUGAAAAAACAAGCUCUCAUCUGACCAUUGUAGAGUCUCUGUUUGUUAUGCUGUUUGAGUGACUGACUGAAUUCCUGCACUCUGAAGUCCUUCACUCGUCUGUGUGUCAGAAUCCCUGAACUUUGGCCUCCUGCUGCUGCUGUGGCAUUAUCGUCAGACAUACAGCGGAACACUGCCAGAACCUUCUCACAGCUCAGUGACCUGAAUGGCGUCGAAAACAAGGAUUUCCACCUGAAAACCUGCUGAAUCUGUUGUGCUUGGAUUUCGUGAGCCAUACUGUACACAUGACUACAUGUGCAGUGUACACGGACCUAAGUUACACACACUGCCAUGAAGUGUGUACAUUGUAUUAUUAUAUCCAGUACACAGUGUAUUCAGGGUUUCCAUUAGCUGUUAUAUAGUGCACUUGGCUGGUAAAAAUUCAAAGUAUGCAACUCGUCUUACUUGGGUGAUGAAUGGAGGUUGUUAGUUUUAAAUCAUAACCUCUAUAGAAUAAUGGGCUUUGGUCCAGUGAAAGGCUAGUUCAUAUGCAGGCUAAUACUGCACUCUAGCAGCACAUUUGCAACCACAGAAUUUCACAUGUUCUUUGGUCUACCUUCCUAGCAAAGUCAAUUAUUCAGCCCUGUUUAGGGGAAGGACAGCCUGUGUGAGAUGCUUCUGUGGGGCAGGAGUCUGGCAGUGAGAAGCGGUGCUCAGGAGGGCAGAGUUUGAUAAGAAUCACUAGCUGCUCAGGAGAGUUAGAGGCUCUCAGUGUUGCCAGGAUAGAGCAGUGUUUCACAGACGUGAAGCUGUGGCAUAAAUAAUAGAUAAUAAUGACCAUAAUAAAUAGAUCUUAGAGCCAAUGUAGGUACAACCUUUGUCUUAGUAGCUACAGUAUUAUUGAUCUCCCAACCCAGGAAGAAUUUUCUAUCUAAUUUCAGUGAUUCAGGUGUUAAUUUCUGAAAGUAACUAGUGAACUACCUUUCAUUAAUUG